AUGCCCCCGCCGACACGGCAAUUCCACCGGCUCUCUAUCGGCCAAAAUAUGCCUGCGCGGGAUCCCAGGGCCGCCCGCGCGGGGCAGGACCCUUCCGACGAGAGGGAGGAGUCCGAGUCCGAGUUCAGUGAGGAAGAGAGCAGUGAGGAGGAAGAAGAAGAGGAGGAGGAGGCGGGUGUGUCGACGAUCCUGGCUCGCUCCGGCAUCACCUAUGACCUCAGCAAGCUAGAUACCGAGUCCGAGGCCCAGGCGUUGGUCGGCUUGGAUGAGCAGUUGGACGUCGUUAACUGUCGGGCUGCGUCUGGGGGAUACGAUUUCCAGUUGAUGGACCGGCCGCGGGUUCACAUUGGCAAGGAUGCAAGCAGCUGUACCUGCUCGACUUUUAAGGAACGUCCUGAUGCGGCGUGUCACCACAUCUUUCAGUGGAUUCUCGACCAGCUACAUGGCUGCUUCCUCACCAAACCACCAACCGGCGAAGUGGCCCUCUCCCACGACGGUCGACCGCGUAGCGGAACGCCAAUCGAGGACCUACUAGAAGGCCAACUAGAAGCCGUCACCGGCCGACUGAACUGGCAGUACCUGCGCGAAGAAGGCGACGGCCGACGCACCGGCAUGACGCGAGCAGAGAAAGUGCGAGACGUGAUGUCCGCAUUCAAACCCAACGUCCUGCCAGAGGGAUUCCGGCAAGACCUCGUCAACGAGCGGACGACGCAGUCACGAACACCAGAGCAGUGCGUGGUACAGGGCGAUCUGGAAGCGACAUUAUUCCGACUAGCCGUGCACGACGACAGCGUCUUCAAUAAUCUCUGCAAGGCGAUGCCGGCAGGCGCAUGUGCAGCGAUCUACUUCGACAAAAUCCAGGACCAGUGCCGCCGGCUCCUCCGCGAUUUCGACCGGUACUGCAUGACGGGGGAGCGGCCUGGGAGUUCGGGGAUUGUGGAGGUGGAUGAGGUUGCGGCGCAGCUACGUCGGCUGGUGCAGCAUAUUCGAAUGAAUAUUGCGUUGCGCACGCCGCAUGGUGCGGAAGGCGCGGCCAAGGCGCUCGUUUCGGUUCUUGAGGCUGUGACGGCUCGUAAUAAGGAUCCGUUGGAGGGAAAUCAAUGGGGAAAGACAUCUUUCCAUGGCGAGGAUGAGGAUCAGCGGAAUCUUUACCAUCUGCUAAUCGGGUCAGAGGAUAUGAAUCUCGGUCCUGAGGCGGAACUAUUCGUCAUCGAUGCCCUGGCUUCUCUUGCUCCGUCCGACCUGCACCAGUUCAUUAACCAGCUACAAGCGAUUCGGCAUCGGAUUGAGGUGAAUCGUGCGCCGAGGGCGUACCUGCUGAGACUGGAUGCACUGGUUCGAACGGCAGAGUCAGCGAGUGCUGAGCUUCAUGGACCGAUGGCUUUGUUUGGACAGAAGCGACCGGCUACAGGGGGUUCUGGUGGCUAUUCGAAGCGUCGGUAA
Molecule: messenger RNA, 1443 nt
Organism: Penicillium argentinense
Lineage: Eukaryota; Fungi; Ascomycota; Eurotiomycetes; Eurotiales; Aspergillaceae
Exons: 2
Coding region: 1-1443 (480 amino acids)
Molecular function (GO): zinc ion binding
Source: RefSeq, a predicted model, not a curated record